GAGAGGUAGAGCGGGCAGGGCUCCGGUAGUUGGUCGGUAUGUAGCAGCAGCAGCGGAGCCUCUGACUGGGAUUACAAAGAGGGGGAAAACGCGCCUUGGAUAGAAAAUAUCACCGGCGGGAUUAAAAAUAAAACCUCCCGAGGAUGAGACGCGCAUCGUGCGCCUGAAGGAGAACCACAGACACGCCGUUAUUCCGCUGAUUUAUCACCGUUUUUCACGAAAAUGGCGAACGACUCCCCGGCCAAAAGUCUGGUGGAUAUAGACCUGGCAUCCCUGCGGGAUCCUGCUGGGAUUUUCGAGUUGGUGGAAGUAGUCGGAAAUGGCACCUAUGGACAAGUCUAUAAGGGUCGACAUGUCAAGACGGGACAACUUGCGGCCAUCAAGGUCAUGGACGUCACCGAGGAUGAAGAGGAGGAAAUUAAGCUGGAAAUCAACAUGCUGAAGAAGUACUCCCACCACAGGAACAUAGCCACCUACUAUGGAGCCUUCAUCAAAAAAAGUCCACCGGGCCACGAUGACCAGCUAUGGCUGGUGAUGGAGUUCUGCGGUGCCGGUUCCAUCACAGAUCUGGUGAAGAACACCAAAGGCAACUCACUGAAGGAGGACUGGAUCGCCUACAUCUCCAGAGAGAUCCUCAGGGGAUUAGCUCACCUUCACGCUCAUCAUGUGAUCCACCGUGACAUCAAGGGACAAAACGUUCUGCUGACUGAAAACGCUGAGGUGAAACUGGUUGACUUUGGUGUGAGUGCUCAGCUGGACCGGACGGUAGGUCGAAGGAACACCUUCAUCGGGACACCAUAUUGGAUGGCUCCAGAGGUUAUUGCUUGUGAUGAAAACCCUGAUGCUACCUAUGACUACAGGAGUGACCUGUGGUCCUGUGGAAUCACAGCCAUAGAGAUGGCUGAGGGAGCUCCACCACUGUGUGACAUGCAUCCGAUGAGAGCCCUCUUCCUUAUUCCCAGAAACCCUCCUCCUCGGCUCAAGUCCAAAAAAUGGUCAAAGAAGUUCUUCAGCUUCAUUGAGGGCUGCCUGGUGAAGAAUUACACUCAGCGUCCUCCCACUGAGCAGCUGCUGAAACACCCCUUCAUCCGGGACCAGCCCAACGAGAGGCAGGUCCGCAUCCAGCUCAAAGACCAUAUUGACCGAACCAAGAAGAAGAGGGGUGAGAAGGAUGAGACUGAGUAUGAAUACAGUGGCAGUGAAGAAGAGGAGGAAGAAGCAUCUGAGCAAGAAGGAGAGCCAAGCUCCAUAGUCAACGUGCCAGGUGAGUCGACCUUGCGACGCGACUUCAUCCGGCUGCAGCAGGAGAACAAGGAGCGCUCGGAGGCUCUGCGCCGCCAACAGCUCCUCCAGGAGCAGCAGCUCCGCGAGCAGGAGGAGUACAAGCGCCAGCUACUGGCUGAGAGGCAGAAACGUAUCGAACAGCAGAAGGAGCAGAGGAGACGGUUGGAGGAGCAACAACGGCGUGAGAGGGAGAUGAGGAGGCAGCAGGAGCGCGAGCAGCGCCGGCGUGAGCAGGAGGAGAAGAGACGCAUCGAGGAGAUGGAGCGACGCCGAAAAGAGGAGGAAGAGCGCAGGAGGGCCGAGGAGGAAAAGAGGAGGGCCGACCGAGAGCAGGAGUACAUCCGUCGCCAGUUGGAGGAGGAGCAGAGGCACCUGGAGAUCCUGCAGCAGCAGCUGCUCCAUGAACAGGCCAUGCUGCUGGAGUACAAAUGGCGAGAGCUUGAGGAGCAACGCCAAGCACAGAAGCUCCAGAGACAGCUGCAGCAGGAGCAGGCCUACUUGCUGUCCCUCCAGCAAAACCAGAACCUGGACAGUAGCAAAACAGCCCAGCAACAGAGCGCCAAACCCCCCCAGAACCCUGAGCCCGAUAGGGUAAAGCCCCCUCAGAGCCCUGGCCUGGAUACAACAAAACAACCACAGAGCACUGACUUUGAGAAGACACGGUCCAGUCAAAAUCACAGUCUGGAGAAAACUACGGACACCAAGCCACCUGUCGCUGACCUCCAAGGCCCCGCCCCUGACUCUGAGUCAGUCAGAGAGGCUGACGAGCGAUACCGGAAGAACAUCCAGGGCUCUCCUCAGUCCGCUCAGACCAAACCACAGCAGCCUCCGGUGCCGCCACGCUCCGAGUCCUCCUACCCCAAUGGGAACUCGGCAUCUGAGGCGCCCGCCAUGCACCGCCCUGUGGAACCACAGGUCCGUUCCCAUCUGGCUGCUUUAAAGAGCAGCGGCAGCGUGGCUUCAAACUCCUCUGCCGCCACGCCGCCCGUUGUGUCGCGGUCGCACUCCUUCAGCGAGCCGCUCGCCCCUAGCUUUGAAAAUCUUCACCUUCGCAACAGCCAGGAACCCCACCCACACCAUCACCCUCCAUCUUCAUCACCAUCCUCCUCAUCCUCAACGCCUGCACGCACUGACCCACAACCCCAUCCCCAGCCUAGGCCCUCGCCACAUGAACCGGCCCCUUCAGAGGAGGUCCCACCCAGGGUUCCUCUCAGGACUACAUCAAGGUCCCCGGUGUCGUCAAGGCGAGACUCGCCUCAUCACCACGGCAACACCCCACAAAGCAGCCAUGCCGUGCAUCGCAAUGCCGCCAGUGCGGCGGAGCCUCGACUGCUGUGGGAGCGAGUGGAGAAAAUGGUUCCCAGACCAACCAGUAACAGUGGCAGCGGAGGGUCCAGUUCCUCCAGCAGCUCCAGUAACUCCAGCUCUCAGCCCAGUUCUCACUGCGGCUCUGGAGAGAGGUUCAGAGCCCGCUCCUCUUCCAAAUCGGAGGGCUCGCCCCUCCAACGGCCAGAGAAUGCUGGGAAAAAACCAGAGGAGAGGAGGGACUUGGUCAGACCGAACAGACCAGCGGACCUGACGGCUCUGGCCAAGGAGCUGCGUGCAGUGGAUGACGUUCGCCCCCCGAACAAAGUGACGGAUUAUUCAUCCUCCAGUGAAGAGUCAGACACCACUGAUGAGGAUGAUGAUGAAGAGGUGGACCAGGAGGCAGGUGAAGAGUCAACCUCUGGCCCGGAGGACUCCAGAGCUGUUUCUUCCAGGCUGAGCAACGGAGAGACAGAGUCAGUGAAAACCAUGAUCGUUCACGAUGAGGGCGAGAGCGAUGCAGGCUCAACGCCCUGCAAAGACAGCACUCUAAUCGUCAGACAGAGUGCAGGUGACAACAGAAAGCGCCCAGGCCCCGCCCCGGGCCAAGCCCAGACCCCUGGUCUGCUUGCAGGCUUUGCCCCGAGCCCUGGCUCAGUGCCAGGCCCGGGUCUUGGCCACCACACCCCCAGCCCCCACCAUCAUCAUCACCACCACCACCAUCACCCCACACAGCACACGGACAGGAACGGCUUUGCCGGCCGCAUCCACCACCUCCCAGACCUGAUCCAGCAGAGCCACCAUUCCUCCCCCUCUUCCUCUGCAUCCAACUCCCCUUCUUCCUCCAGCCUUGCCAGCCCCUCCUCCAUGUCCCCCCAGAGUCCCCUGGACAAGCUCGGCAUCCUCACAGAGAGUCAGUCUAGUAACAACAUGCAGAAACACAAGUCUUCUUCCUCCUUUACUCCGUUCAUCGACCCACGUCUCCUCCAAGUCUCUCCAUCCACCGGCAGCGCCCUCAACAAUGUCGGCUACAGCAAUGACGCCCGGCUGGCAGAGGCGCUGAGGGCCGACCCAUCUCGGAAGGGCUCCGUGGUCAAUGUUAACCCGGUCAACACUCGCCCUCAGAGCGACACGCCGGAGAUCCGCAAAUACAAGAAGAGGUUCAACUCUGAGAUCCUGUGUGCUGCUCUCUGGGGAGUGAACCUAUUGGUGGGAACCGAGAGUGGACUGAUGCUGUUGGAUCGUAGCGGUCAGGGGAAAGUUUACCCUCUGAUCAAUCGACGGCGCUUCCAGCAGAUGGAUGUCCUGGAGGGUCUCAACGUUCUGGUUACUAUAUCAGGUAAGAAGAACAAGCUCCGUGUGUACUACCUGUCCUGGCUGAGGAACAAGAUCCUGCACAAUGACCCAGAGGUGGAGAAGAAACAGGGUUGGACCACUGUAGGAGACCUGGAGGGCUGCGUCCACUAUAAAGUUGUGAAAUAUGAGAGGAUCAAGUUCUUGGUUCUGGCCUUGAAGAACUCAGUGGAGGUCUACGCCUGGGCACCCAAACCCUACCACAAGUUCAUGGCCUUCAAGUCUUUCGGUGACUUGGUGCACAAACCCCUGCUGGUCGACCUGACUGUCGAGGAAGGCCAGAGGCUAAAGGUCAUCUAUGGCUCAUGCUCAGGCUUCCACGCUGUGGAUGUCGACUCUGGGGCUGUCUACGACAUCUACCUGCCCACACACAUCCAAACCAGUAUCCAGUCUCACGCCAUCAUCAUCCUGCCCAACACCGACGGCAUUGAGCUGCUGGUGUGUUAUGAGGAUGAGGGUGUUUACGUGAACACCUACGGACGCAUCACCAAGGAUGUGGUGCUGCAGUGGGGGGAGAUGCCCACCUCAGUGGCCUACAUUCGUUCCAACCAGAUCAUGGGCUGGGGGGAGAAGGCCAUAGAGAUCCGCUCGGUGGAGACCGGCCACCUGGAUGGUGUCUUCAUGCACAAGAGAGCCCAGAGACUCAAGUUCCUUUGUGAAAGAAAUGACAAGGUGUUCUUUGCUUCUGUUCGGUCCGGAGGCUCCAGCCAGGUCUACUUUAUGACUCUGGGCCGAAGCAACCUGCUCAGCUGGUAGAGGUCCACACCGUGCCCUCUUCCUUCUCCUCUUCCUCCUCCUCAUCUUACUCAUUGUCCUCCACCCUCGCUAACACUGGAUCUCAGAACCCACCGCCAAUGUCUUCUCAGCCUUUGGACAACCAAAAGAGAGCAAAAACAACAAUCGACCAGUCCUUUGGAGCAGACGACAACAACUGCUUUACCUUCAUACUGGAGCCGCAGCCUUGUUGCAUCCAAGCUCCGGGGGCGCCUGCCACACAGUGACAACCGGUCACGCUGUCAUCACCCCCUGAAAUACCUGAAGGGACAAAAUGAAAUCAGUGAUAAAUUAAUUUAUGAAAGGAAAUAGAAAUAAGUUAAAUGUGAAUUCAAGAAAAAGGGGGCGAACGACUUUUUGUUUCCCUCUCCGUUUUCUUGGUGCUCAUCAGAUCACGAUGGGAUAGAUUUUGUACCUCUGCAUCAUUUCCGUGCUCCUGGGCUGGUCAGUAAAGCUUGAGGUCUUCUAACUACUAGUACUGCUACCACUAUUAUUACUACUACUGCUACUACCUUCUGCAGGUCUGCCUCUUGUAAGAGAGUUCCCCCUCUGCCCCAUGUUAUUGCCCUCCGCCCUUUCUUGUGAGAAUAUCAUGGGGCUGGUGGGGUCGGAGUCCGUUGUAUUAAUGCUACAGUAGUGUGUGUAAAUGUACUUCUGUUUGGUCCAGUUACUGCUGACAUGCUGUUUAGAGGUCAAGACUGUCAGCCAGGGGGAAACUGUAAAACCCUGAAGCAGGUGACGAGCAGGUGGGAGGGGCCUAAGGUUUUACUGCAAGUCUGAUUGAUACAGAAGAGGAUUAAGGCCACAUGCAGAAAAAAAACUGAAUUAUGAGUUCAAAGUCAUAAUUCUGACUUUUUUUUCCCACAUGUGGCCCUAAUCCUCUUUCGUAGAUUGAUGGGAUUCAAGACAAGGAGGUGUGUUAUUGAAGUAUUGUGUUGUUCGGACAGGUGCUUUAAAAAAGGGGGGUGAUAGAGAGAGAGAGAGAGCUGGAUUUCAGAAUAGUAUUUUUUGAAUUAUUACUAUUAUUAUUAUUCCUUGAAGAUAAGUGUAACUAUGUGGAGUUAAACAAGUCUUUUACCUUGUUUUUUUUUUUUUUUUUAAGAUUUACGCACAUCCACCCACAGUCCACAGUUUGCUUGCUUUUACUCUGAACUUACAGAGGUGUGAGGUGUGUUUGUCUCUAAAAAGAAAGUGAUGUGGGGUGUGGUCCAAAAAAUAAAUAAAUAAAAGGUGUCUAUGUACAAUAAAAGUUAAUUUAAGCUUCCGGAUAGUGUCAGUGGUCAUGUUUCCCCCCAUCAGUCAAACAUGACGACCUAAACUCAACUCGGGUAGGGCGGUCACCCAGUGUCUCUCAGCUUGAGAAACUUGAACUGCUGUGAAUAGUCAAAUAUAAAAGAAAAAAAAAAAGAUGUUAAUGGAGCGAUAAAGUAGAGGGAAAGUUCAGUAAGUGUGUGUGCAUGUGCGGUCGGAGAGUUCAGUGUCAUCGACAUAUUGGAUUUUCGUGGCAGAGAGGUAAACGUUUGGUCAGCAGGCUCGAUUCAGUAGGAGUUGUUUUUUUUUCAGAAGGCAGUUUUCUAUCUUCCAUUAUUUCAAAUCAUUUCAUUUUUCCUGUGUAUGAAUGCAAUGCACUAAGUGUCAAGAAUGUAGAAAGACUUAUUACUGUGUGGUGGUCUAAGGCAUGAGAUGAUGUUUUUGCUUUGUAUCUUGUCACAAGUGAUCAAUCCUAGAUGUUCGAUUUGGAGUUAAGACGACUGGAAGCUGCAGCAGCCGAGCCUCUACGUCAGGUGUAGAUAUUUUCCUUUUAAGGGGUGAUUCUGUAUUUGUUUUGCAACCUUUUCCACAGCUGUGAGAAUCUGUGCGGCAGCAAACGCCUAGAGUGCGUCAGAGCUGAGGAGGGUUUUCUGGCAUUCUGCGAUUCCGCUCGCGUACGCCGGACACUCUUUUUCCAUCAAAUGAGGACACUCAGACUCUGGAUUUCAGUGUUACUGUGAUGAAGUGUCACAAAACAGGCAACAUGGAGCAGGACUUUUCCUCACUCGGCUGUUUGUGAAGAAACUGAAAACGGAAACCCGCUUUUUCGGGAAGGAAUUGUUUUCUCUAUUUCGUGCUCUCCACUUCCUGCUCCAGCUGUUUUAAGUUGUCUGUAUAUGUGAAAGACUGAGCAGCAAACUGCAGCAUCGAUCUCCUUCAGGCCAUCUGCUGGGCUGGAUUUUCCUUCGUUUCCACAACAAUUGCACAUUGUUCACUGAAAAAAGGGGCACGGGAGAGUUCAAUUUGUGCUCUGUCCAAACAUGUCUUUGUCAGGUCACAAGCAGGUUUAUCUUGGCUGUGGUUUUCCCCCUGACAAUAACAACCACACACACACGAGCAGUGUUUUGACACUCCCUCCCCUUGUACAGAGAAGCUGUUUGGACCCCAGUGCUGUGUCGUCUGAGGUCUGUGUGUGCAGUAGUACCCAGUGUGUGUCUCUUAUUGCAUCAAGGCCUUGAUGAGUGGCUGUACUGACUUCAUGAAAAAAAUUGUGGUUAUUAUUGAUAUUCUUAAUGGGCUAAAAAAAAAAAAAAAAAAAAAAAAAAAGGAUGAGUUUAAAGUCGAUAUCUGAUGAGAAAAAGCAGUCGCGUGCCGACUUACAUUGGAAAAAGUGCCAAGAUGGCAGCAUAUAAAACAUGUAAACAUAUUGUUAAGAAAACCACUACUUGGAAAUCCUUUUUCUUAAAAAAAAAAAAAAUCACUUGAAGCAUUGUGUAUUCUUAAGUUUUAGAGCUAGUUGAGAGGCUUAACUAUAGUUUCUGUUGUUUCUGUAAGUCUACGUACACGUAAAUAUGCGACUGCGGUGGUUUAAUAUUAUUCCGCUCACCUUAGGUGGAGAAAAUGUUUACAGGGGCAAUGUUUUGUUACACUAAUGUGCAUCACAGUAUUUAUGUUUAACGCAUAUGCGUCUGUUUCUUUAAUUCUUUGUUUUUGAGCCCGGUUUUUAUUGGAUAUUUUCUUUCUUUUUUUGGUCAUGUCCCUUACCCCACUAAAUCACAUACUUACAAAACAAUACAGAACACACGUGUUGUUCAUUUCAGGUAUUCACAUAGCGCUGCUUCAAUGUGGAAACAUCGCAGUAACGUUCCCUGCAGGCUUGGACGUGAGGCGACGUAUUUUUCCUCUGCUGUUUCUGCCAUGCUACUCUAACUUAUGUCCUCUCUGUGUAUGACAGGAAGUCAUGUAUUUUCCUGAAGGCUUUUUUCUUUGAAUAAACUUUAAAAGUAAUUUUAAAA
This is a messenger RNA of Toxotes jaculatrix (banded archerfish), 7982 nucleotides long. RefSeq names its product mitogen-activated protein kinase kinase kinase kinase 4-like. The coding region runs from base 223 to 4698 and encodes 1491 amino acids. Gene Ontology annotation, biological process: protein phosphorylation. NCBI's taxonomy places the organism in Eukaryota, Metazoa, Chordata, Actinopteri, Toxotidae. The transcript has 32 exons. The record is from RefSeq and is a predicted model, not a curated record. Gene Ontology annotation, molecular function: protein kinase activity; ATP binding.